AUGCCUGGAUUGGAUAGAGGACUGGUGGAGCACAAGUUCCCAAUAAAAGAAGGAUACCUACCAGUCAAGCAGGCCAGAAGAAGGAUGUUUAUGGAGACAGAACUAAAAGUCAUAGAAGAAGUGGAAAGGCUGGUUAAAGCAGGGGCAGUCAGAAUCUGCGUGGGCUACAGAAAUCUGAAUGAAGCAUCGCCCAAAGACGAGUAUCAUAUGCCUAUGGCAGACAUGCUGGUGGACAGAGCUGCUCAUAACCAAAUGCUAUCAUUCAUGGAUGGCAAUGCAGGAUACAAUCAUAUAAUGGUGGCAGAAGAAGACAUCCACAAGAUAGCCUUCAUGUGUAUAGGGCAUAUAGGAGCCACUUAUCAAAGGGCAAUGAAUUCUGUUUUCCAUGACAUGAUAGGUCAUUCUCUAGAAGUUUAUAUAGAUGAUGUGGUGAUCAAGUCUCCAAAAAAAGGAGACCAUGUAUCCAAUCUAAAGAAAGCAUUCCUAAGAAUGAGACAGCACAAGUUGAAAAUGAAUCCCAAGAAAUGCGUUUUUGGAGUUCACGCUGGAAUAAGAAAGAAUUACAAAGCCUCUUAG
This is a messenger RNA of Prunus armeniaca (apricot), 576 nucleotides long. NCBI's taxonomy places the organism in Eukaryota, Viridiplantae, Streptophyta, Magnoliopsida, Rosales, Rosaceae. The record is from the annotation of a GenBank genome assembly.